CGCGUAGCAUUCACGAAGGAAGUCUGACCUGGCAUUGAUCGCGAAGUACUGUAACCAGAGAAAAACAUCCAUCAUGGUCAUCGGAUUGCCAAAACAUCUGUCGUUUUGUUUGGAUACUGCUGCUGGAUGCACUUCGUAGUCCGAGCAUGUCACCAAUUUCCACCCGACGCUCCUUAUCAAAUACAAUGCCGCGAUCACCUUCCAUUCUUACAUCCUACCACGACGAAGACCUCAGCUCUCCCGACCCCCUAGCGAACUCAUUCGAAGACGGACAAACCGAAAACUAUGUGUCGCGCCCCAAGCGCAACUCUUCCCCAAGCAAAUACUGCGCUCACUCAAGAAACCCCUCCAGACGAGCUACCGGUGCAACUGUUGCCUCCUCAACAUUUUGCUCAGUAUCCGAGCAGAGCCUAAGUCCGUGGAAGAUCAAGGUCACAGUGGAGGCUGCACCCGAAGAUCCAGAAAUAGGCGACGUUGCGCCUCGAACAAUGACCCGAACAAUGAAAAUACCUCUGAGGCAAGACUCGUCACCUACGAAUAUAGAUACAUACAAUUCGAGAGGAAGAAAUACGGUUACUGCAUCUGGCAAGAGCAAGCGGAGUGGGACUCCUGUGCGAGGAGCAAGAAACACAAGUCGCUCACGAAGACAAAGCGUGACGGACCUGGAUGUACGGCCCCUCGGCGACGAUGCGGACGAAGACGACUGGCUGAGGCAGAAGAAAUCCCCACGGAAGAAGAGAGCUUCACGCGGCCGGAAGACUGAUGAAGCAGAUUCGACAUCAUCUCCUCUUAAGUCAGGGAGGAAGUCUGCCCGGGUUGAAGUACGUCAGGAUACAGAUGCUGAAGAUGGGAGUGAAGACAUCCAUCAGCAAGAGGCCACACCAGAUUCUGAAUCUCCAGAGUUGCGUUCCAUCGAUCUGAAUAGAGUUUCGGUUCGAGGAAGACCGGUUUCGAUGAAAUCUACAAAGGACUCUGAGCACGACUCUCACGACAACGACCCAGAUAAACAGCAAGCGCUACCCAAAGCGUCGAGGCAGAAGGGCAAAGAGGUCCGGAAAGUGUCAUCCAAUAGUGCACUAAGUUAUCCCACGCCGUCGCCUUCCUCAUCCUUUCAUGGUGAUCCGGAUGAUGUGGGAAAUGCCUUACAACAAGAUACAGAGGGCGGUCUGGGAGGUGAAGGGUUUGAUACUGUACUAGAAAGUGAGGGCUUCACAAUGAUUGAUCUUGACGCCCUGCCUUCGGCGAGACAAUUUCGCAGCAGUCCCGCCAUGACUGCCGAAAGUAAUCCUUCCAGGCCAGAAGGAGGGAACACGACUGCCGAGAUCCCGGAGACUACGCAGGCUUCAUCCAUGACUGGGGCCGUAUCUUAUCCUGCUCUAAAUGUUGACGAGAGUGAGAUUUCAAGUACAGUGCCGUCAUCUCCGCCAGUCAUUGAACGAGAGAAGAGUCUGUUACAAAUACCUUCUGCUGCACCGGCAGGGAUUCGAAAAGUCACACCACAGCCAUACUCAUCUCCGAAACUGCCUUCACCUCCCAGAAACGUUAAUCAACGGACUGCUAACCACAGGCACCGAGGAUCAGCCUCUGCGCUGUUUGCAGGCAUUGCUCUGCAGGAAGUCGUGUCUCCAGAACAUUCAGCAGGCCACCCGCCCUCUCAGCAGAAACCAAGCUCUACAAGCCAUCAAUCAUCAAGCCAUGAAGAUCACUUGUUCGAAGGCUUCGAUACCGGAACGAAACGUGAGCUGAGAGCUGGCCUCCGCUUUGGAGAAGAGCUUGCGAAGCGACAGUCAUCUGAUCCGGCCGAGAGAGAAUCUUCCAGUGAGGCACCUGCACGGAAGAGCGAGGUCACCGGGUUGGGCAUCUCUUCAAGGCAUGGACAAGUCAAAGCCCAGGCAGCAACUCAGGUAUGGAGAGGGGAAACUGUGGUCCAGCAUACACCGAUACAUACUUCGACUUCUAUGGGAGCAGAUCCGAGAAAGGGAAGCAGCAACGUUACACAAACGCCUGAAAGUCAAUCACUUAUGAAACAGAAGCCUGAGUUGCUUGAUACCAUGGCUCGGCGCGAACGUGAAUGGCAGCUCGAGCGUGAAGCGGUCUCAAGACAAAUCGAGAACGCGAGCGAGAGUCAAGUCAUCAUUAUCGACAGUGAUGAUGAGUCUAUGUUGCCAGCGAAAAUCCAAAGCACUGGUGAAGACGACCAAUUCCAUCAACUACAAGAGGAAGACGAAGAGGACAUUUGGCUGGCAGAGGCGAAGAAUUCUUCUUCGAGCCCGCCUCCUGCUCCACUACCUGAUCUACUCACGCGAAAUGAGCACCAGAAACAAGUCGAACCGCCCAAAGAAGUCAGUGACAAGCCUCGAAGAAGUCUCAUCCCAAGCCCAUGGAGGAGAGGUGAUGACAUUGCUCCUUCUGUUGAGCAAAGUACCUUUUUGUCCACGAAUGCGGACGAAAUGAGUGGUUUGGGAUAUUGGCAGGAACAAGAAAGCAAGAUCAAAUUUGGGGCUGGUGAGAUCAGAAGACAACAGCUUGGGCAGAGAAGAAGCAGUGGAACCUUUGACAUUGAUCUUAUGCUUGGUACGCCAAAGAAGGAAGAUGACCAAGAUAUGAGCUUCCCGAUGAACGAGGGCGAUGAUCAUCACGAACACUCGGGUGCGUCGGCUGUUUCUGAGGAUAUGAACGGGGUCAGCAACUCAACGAUAGAAUCAGUAGAUGUAUCUGUCGAUGCUUCGGAUCCCUCAACCUCUCUACACGAAGAAAUCCAUGAUAUUCCAGGAGUUGACGAUACACCGGCGGCACUCGCUACGCCUCCACUCCUUCAGCAACACUCACCAGACGCCGCACCUGUUCAGCGACCACCAACACCUCGGUCUGCGCUGAAGGGUUCCAGACAAACCAUUGGUCAGAUGACAGGUUUCGAGAGAGCUGAUACACCAACCAUUAUCAGAAAAGUGGUGUUUAGUGAAAGAUCAAGAGGUGUCGAUAUAGAUGGAAUGGAAAGCAGCUUCAGCAUGAAAACGGGCAGUGAUGAUACAACUCUGGGGGAGGCUGGCUUACAGCUGCGUCGCGAGCUAGAAGCUCAUGAGGAUGAACUCGAUGCUGGCCUCGAACCUGAUUUAGGCAAUGGCGUUGAGGAUGCCGCAGCUGAAGAUUCUGGUUAUACUGUGAGCUCGUCAACAUCAUCAGAACCAACGCCCACACCACAAUCUCAGUCGAUCAGGAACACUGAAUCAGCAGCAGUCGAGAUUCAGGAGGCAUCGUCAUACCUGAUCAGCAAUCUUGACGGCACAUUGAGCCCAAUGCAGCAGUCGCGCGAAGAAGCGAGGUGGGCAACGGCCAAAACAAGCAUACCUUCUACCGAUAGAAGGUCCAGCUCGACCAAAUUGAGCUCCCAAGCCAAGUCAAGGUUACCAUCAUACCUUCUUCCACCAUCUUACCCGUCAGACCCAUCACGACCCUCGUCGUCGAGACUUGGGCUUUCUGGGGAAUUCACCAACAGGCAUUUUCGAACCCUGCAUAUUAUAUACCGAAAAUCACUGCGGCCCAAAUUCCACGGACCGACGCGAGCAUCUAUCCGCCCUGACGUUCUUGCCCUCGAAGGUCGUGAGAUGGACAUUGAUGAGACGAACAAUGGGAUGGGCGAGUUGUUCACCUGGACGAUCGGACAAACCGAAUGUGCAGUGAUUGAGAGGUUCAUGCAAGAAGUUGAGUAUUCCAAUGGGUUUUACCGUGGGAAUGGUGCAGGAAGAGAGGACGGACCGCGAUGGGGAUGGAGUGCAGACCAGAUUGGAGAAUGGCUUUGUCGAAUUGUGGUUGGUGAAGUUGUUCGAGAAGAGGAGAGAAGGACGAAGGGAGUGAGAGGGUAAAAGGGAGGCCCGGUUUAGGAGUUUCUACGACAUGGCUGUGAUUUGUUGUUGUGUUUUCAAAAGAGCAAGCGGUUGUCACUUCAGCGAUUUCACUUCUUGACUUGGAGAUAUGAGGUUAUGGUGGUCUCUAUCAAGCCUUCCUUACAUAUUAGAAUCGUGUGCAUACCUAUGUAGUGGUGGCUCUAGUCUUUUACGAGACUGAAUGAACGAACGAAAAGUUCGAUACGA
Messenger RNA from Exophiala oligosperma, 4091 nucleotides. RefSeq lists its product as uncharacterized. The coding region runs from base 147 to 3863 and encodes 1238 amino acids. NCBI's taxonomy places the organism in Eukaryota, Fungi, Ascomycota, Eurotiomycetes, Chaetothyriales, Herpotrichiellaceae. The record is from RefSeq and is a predicted model, not a curated record. The transcript has a single exon.